Raphanus sativus (radish) is the source of this 1782-nucleotide messenger RNA. RefSeq lists its product as uncharacterized. The coding region runs from base 704 to 1372 and encodes 222 amino acids. The transcript is spliced from 8 exons. Gene Ontology annotation, cellular component: cytoplasm; nucleus. The record is from RefSeq and is a predicted model, not a curated record. NCBI's taxonomy places the organism in Eukaryota, Viridiplantae, Streptophyta, Magnoliopsida, Brassicales, Brassicaceae.
GAUAACUAGAUAGUUUUCGUCCAACGUUUUCUAAUGAUCUACUUAUUCCUUUUAUCUCAUCUUCAUCAAAUCAGAUGUCGAACAGAACAUUUGUUUACAUUUUGGCUCUGGCUUGCUAGAUUUUGACCCAUCUGAAGUGAGAAGAGAGAAAGUGUUCGAAUUCAGCAGCAGUCCCACGACUUCGACAUUAUUGAGCGUGGGAGCUUUGAAUCUAAGAUGGUAAGACAAAUAGAGGUUGUUCAAGUAAAAAGACACUAAAAAUAAUAAGAGUUCCAAUAUUUUUUUACUAAAACGAAUAUAAACUGUAAUUAUCUAAUAAGUAUAUUUGAAAAAUAUUAAUGUAUUUUCAAAGAAAACAAUAACUAUUAUUAUAGUUAAUAAACAAAAUUUGUUUUAUGAAAAAAAAAAAGUGACCAAUGAGGAGAGGGAUCAGAUGGUAAGACAAAGGAGAGCGCUCAAUUGUCGUAACAGGCGGAGCGAAACGCUCUUCUCUCAUAAAGCGAGAAUAUUUACCACUCAUCAUAUCCCCUUUCACUUGCCUGAAGGAUCAUGUUUUUACUCUAACCCACCCAAAGCCUUUUUAUACCCAAACAAUAGUGUCCUCAACUUCACUUCUUACCGAUGUGGGACGUUUCUCCGUUCCUCCCUUAUACUCAACUUAAAUUAAAAAAAAAACCUAACUUCAAAAUCUCAAGAAUAUACAAUGACUACUACCACCAUCUCUCAGCAUGAUUUCUAUGGCGAUGAUGGAGGAGAUUCCGAAACUUCCAUCUCUGUAUCUGUUAUCGAGAAUAUGAAGGAAGAGUAUGGUUUGUUCGUUUGGCCUUGUAGCGUCAUCCUCGCCGAGUACGUCUGGCAAGAGCGAUCUCGAUUUCGUGGCUCUUCAGUUCUCGAGCUAGGAGCUGGCACUUCUUUACCCGGUUUAGUAGCUGCUAAGGUUGGAGCUAAUGUCACCCUUACCGAUGACUCAAGCAAAACAGAGGUUUUGGAGAAUAUGACAAGAGUUUGUGAGCUUAACAAUCUCAACUGUAAUGUAAUGGGUCUCACUUGGGGAGUGUGGGAUGCAACCAUAUUUGAUCUGCGGCCUAACAUUAUACUUGGAGCAGAUGUUCUAUAUGAUUCAAGUGCGUUCGAUGAUCUCUUUGCCACCGUCUCUUUCCUGCUUCAAAAUUCUCCAGAUGCAGUUUUUAUCACCACGUAUCAUAACAGGAGCGGGCAUCAUCUAAUCGAAUUCCUCAUGGUGAAAUGGGGUCUGAAGUGCGUUAAACUUGUGGAUGGCUUCUCUUUUUUGCCAUCUCGCAAGGCAUCUUUACUGAGCGGCAACAUUCAGCUGGUUGAGAUCGUAUUGAGUUCUGGAAAAUCAGCAUUCUAAGGCUGCAAAAAUAUGAGCCAGAGGAGGUCAAAGGAAAUAUCGAUAUUGAACUAAUGGUUGAGCUUGUCUCAUUUGGCUGAGAAAGAAGGAGGAUCGAUUGGGUAAAGAAGAUUAUGAAUCACAACGAUUGGUGAAAAUGGUUUCUAAUUGUGUCAAAGCAAGGAUAAAAGAUCACAGAUACGAUUGAAUUGGUACCUAAUAAGCCUAACAAUACAUUUCACGACCAGUUUGCUACAAUUGUAUUUGAAUUUUCUCAAAGUCCAUUUGUUCUCAAGGAACACGAGCACACUAACGCAUCUUUUUGUUCAUUUUAUUAUUUCGAAGUUGUUUAAAACAUGACAAUACUAAUUGUUUGAUGAUGUUGUCUUGUUCAAGUUUCGAACUCAUUUUCUAGAUUGUUGUUUCUGGUA